UACAGAUUGGUGGUCAAGUAGAGAGUAUGGGGAAGGGAAAGAGCAAGAGCAAGGACAAAGGGAAGGACAAGGGGAAGGGGAAGGGGAAGGGGAAGGGGAAGGACAAGGCGAAGAGCAAGAGCAAGAGCAAGGACAAGGAGGUGGUGGUGACGUCGGAGCAGAGUGACCAGAUGGAGAAGGGCAAGGGGAAGGGCAAGGGCAAGGGGAAGGGGAAGGACAAGGCUAAAUCCAAGGACAAGAGCAAGAGCAAGAGCAAGGGCAAGGUGCCUGCGAUCAAGGCGUCGAGCUCGGACAUGGCCACAUCGGCGCAGAUCGAUGGACUGUCUACGACCAAGGCCAAGGACAAGUCCAAGGCCAAGGCCAAGAACAAGGCCAAGCACGAGUUGCCCGUGAUCAAGACAUCAGCCUCGGACAGGGCCGCAUCGGCGCAAAGCGACAUGAAGCCUCGGCCCAAGGCCAUGCCCGAGACCAAGGCCAAAACCAAGGACAAGACCAAGGAGAUUGACAGCAUCCUUGCAUCAUCCGCCAAAUCGGUCAAGUCCGCGACAUCGACCAAGCGGAAGCGGAGCACGAGUUCGCUGUCGUCAUCGGCGACCAAGAAGCAGAAGCCGCUCGCUGCGGCCCGCCCGGUCUUUGUCAUCCCAGACAAUCUCUCGGGAUCUGCCUCGUCCAACUCGCUCUUCGGCACAGGCUCUAGCUCGGCAUCUGGCUCGGCGUCGGCCUCGGACACCAAUUCAGACUCUGACUCGGAUGCUGGUGACACGAUGGCUAUGGCCAUGGCAGCUGUAAUGUCCAACCGCGGCCCAUCGGCCGGUGUUGUCGACAUGACGCCCGAGCUCGAGCCAAAGCCACAGGUUAUCGACCGUCGCUCGCUGGAACGCCCACGCAAGCGGCCGGCCAGCUACGGCGGCCAGGUUGAGAAGCUCUCCCUCAACUUUCCGUCGUACUCGGACCUGCCGCGGCUGGAAGAGUACGACGGCCGCGAGGAUGAUUUUUACGAGGACAUGGCCAACAAGUUUGCCGCCCGUCGCACCCUCGGCCUCUCGGUCGGCCGUGACGAUCGCGACGAAGUGCCCGAGUCGGACGAUAAUGUCAUCGCCGGCCUCCGCAUCCCCACAGGCUACCUCAUCCGCGGCGACAUCCGGUACAUCUCGCGCGUCCACCCGCACAACCCCAAGUGGUACCACUGGCGGGUCCGGAUUCGUUCCCAGGGUAUCCACUUCCGCGCCUGGCUCACCCGCGAAGAGGCCGCCACCAUCAUCUCGCUCUGCUCCACCGGUGCCGUCGACAUCUUUGAGCUCAACUACAUCGUCCGCCGUAUCACCUGGCACGACCGCGACGCCCUCCCAGACUCGGCCGAGGACAUCAUCUGGCGCUCGGCCGCUCGUCGUGCGGACCCUAUGUUCAAACCCAUCGAGCACGACAUCCUUUACUGGCCCACCAUCCGCAUGGACGCCCGUGUCGAUCGCGCAGACUCAGGCAGGGUCAUCUGCUCCGGCAUCACCGCCCGGCAAAAGUACAACGACGACGUCUACCGCUACGUCCUCUACUUUUCCUCAAGCCCAUACUGCUCCAUCUACCUCCACGUCUCGGUCGACGAGCUCAUGACACUCGCCACGCGUGUUAAUCAGGGCGCCAUCUCCAUGCGCAACCUCUACUACCUCAACAAGUACGCCAACAGCAUCGCCACCGCAAAAUGUGCUCGCCCGGUCUCCGCCACCGGCAGCCCCUACGUCUCGUCGCAGUUUGAUGCCGACAAGUCCAAGAUCGCCGCGGGCGCCAAAGCUGCAGAGCGCGCCCUGCGCGAACUCGGCAUCUCGGCACGCUACCCGCCCCGCAGCGGCAAGUAAACCCCAUCCACUGGC
Molecule: messenger RNA, 1865 nt
Organism: Thecamonas trahens ATCC 50062
Lineage: Eukaryota; Apusomonadida; Apusomonadidae
Exons: 1
Coding region: 27-1850 (607 amino acids)
Source: RefSeq, a predicted model, not a curated record